AUGGCGCCCAGCUCGAGGAACGGAGACGGCGGCUCCUUUCGGAAGAAGGUUCUCCGCGGCCCGGCUCCCGGCGGCCGGCAGAGAUCGCAACAAAAGCAGCGGUGGAGAGCGAGUCACUUCAAGAAAGGUUGGGGCAAUGUCAGAGAAGGGCAAGGCUUUGCUUUCCACCAGAAGGAGAAGAUCAAGCAUGACUAUAAGAAAAUAUUGAGAAAAGAAAGGAAAGCACAGCGUACUGAAGAAGUACGGUUUACUGAGAAUUACCCAGAUCAUUUGCGGCACCUGUAUCUAGCUGAAGAAGAGCUUGUUAAAAAACAAUCAGAGAAAUCCAAAAAGAAAGAAGUUGAAACAAAUGAUCAACCAACUUUACAAGCAGAGGGGGGAAAAAAGAAAAAGAUUAAGUCAUCAUAUCAAAAGAUCAUAGAAGAAUUUGAAAGAAAGCAGGCGGAAAAAUUAAAACAGAAAGAGGCAGCUGAAAAACGUCAACGAGAAAAGGAAGAGGCGCAGAGAAAAUACAAGGAAGAUAAACUAGAGAGGUACAGAAUACUCAGCAAAAAAACAAGAAAAGGACAGCCAAACCUGAAUCUACAGAUGGAAUACCUGCUUAAAAAAAUACAGGAGAAUCAAGGCAUAAAAUAAAAUUACAUACUUUUGAUCUCAACAUUGGCAUUAUUUUGCUCUUCCCCUAUUUCUGAUACCCAAAAUUUUCCCUGUAAUUGGUAUUGUUCCAACUAAAGUUGGUCCAAUCUAAAGAGAUCACACAAGACUAAACUAUAACUCGAAAAAUAACAACAGUAGAAAAUGCUGGAGAAACUGAAAAGACAAAAAAACUGCAGAUGUUAGAAUCCAAAAUAGACAGGCAGAAGGUUGGAAGAAUACAGCAAGCCAGGCAGCUUCAGGAGGUGGAGAAUUCGACGUUUCGGGUAUAACCCUUCAGGACUGGGGGUAGGUGUGAAGGGAGCUGCAGAGAAAGGGGGUGAUGGGUCAGAAUGGGGAAGUGGGAAUAGGUGAAGACAGGUAGAGGGUAUGACCUGGUUGGUCA
Molecule: messenger RNA, 1039 nt
Organism: Chiloscyllium plagiosum (whitespotted bambooshark)
Lineage: Eukaryota; Metazoa; Chordata; Chondrichthyes; Orectolobiformes; Hemiscylliidae
Gene: ccdc59
Product: coiled-coil domain containing 59
Cellular component (GO): nucleus
Source: RefSeq, a predicted model, not a curated record